UUAGAGCUGCUAUCUGUUCCGGCGCUCGGAUAAUGUGUCUGCUAAUUUUCGUAGUUUCACCCGUUCUACCGCUAGAUGGCUGUCGCGCUAGACCAGUAGUCCAGUACCGUUUGCGGCGGAUCGUCGAGUAAUACCGGCUUCAGUACACGACGAUUACACGUGUUAAAGCUGAUUGCUGGGAGUGCUCAAAUGUAAAUAUUGUUUUAAGGAUGUUCCUUAUUAUGUGUUAAAUACUUGAGUAAUGGGAAGAUGAAAUUUCUCAAGGACAGUGAAUGUUGCCAUCAGCACUGUUUGGUUCCAUCCAGAUUAAGCGCUUCUGUGUAGCAUACUGUUGUCAUUUUAGAUCUCACCUUCACAGACCUCUACACAUUUGUCAGAAAGGUAGAGCUGGUACACUUUCUGUUUCUAAUACAUCUGGGAAAAUGUGUUCUGUGACUAGACCAAGAAUUUGCACUCAUGAUGGAGUUUUCCACUGCGACGAAGCUCUUGCUUGCUAUAUGUUGAAGAGAUUGCCGGAAUAUAAUGAUGCAAAAAUUGUCAGAACUAGAGAGGAAGCUAUUAUAAAAGAAUGUGAUGUUGUUGUUGAUGUUGGUGGUGUUUAUGACCCAUCAAAGCAUUACUAUGACCAUCAUCAGAGAAAUUUUGAUGAAAGUAUGAGUUCACUGUCUGAAAAGUAUAAGUGGAAAACUAAACUUAGCAGUGCUGGUCUUGUGUAUUUCCAUUUUGGCCAUAGAGUAUUGAAGAUAAUCCUAGACUCAACUGAUGACAAACUAAUAUCUGCUGUAUACGACAAGGUAUAUGAAUUCUUCAUUCAAGAAAUAGAUGGCAUUGAUAAUGGAGUACCUAUGUUCAACGGCGAACCAAGUUACAGAAUUUGCACCAACUUAUCAGCUCGUGUCGCAAGGUUAAAUCCAUUUUGGAACGGUGUAAGUGACAGUGACAUAGAUAGAUUUAACGAAGCCUAUUGUCUUGUUGGAAAAGAAUUUGAAGACCACAUAAAAUAUUGGGCCCACGUUUGGUGGCCUGCUCAUGAUAUUGUUCGUAAGGCAGUAAAUAACCGUUAUGAGACACAUCCUUCUGGUGAGAUAAUGUUACUGUCAAAUGGUGGCUGCCCUUGGAAGGAUCAUCUCUUUGAGCUGGAAGAAAAGUUACACAUCGAGCCAACUAUAAAAUAUGUGCUGUAUCAAGAUCACGCAGGGAAAUGGAGAGUCCAGUGUGUACCCAUUGCACCACAAAGCUUUGUGUGUCGCAAGUUCUUAUGUGAAGCUUGGUGUGGCUUGAGAGAUGAAGAGUUGAGUGUAAAAGCUGGGAUUGCAGGUUGUAUUUUUGUCCAUGCGACAGGCUUUAUUGGAGGAAAUAAAACGUACACUGGUGUUCUUGAAAUGGCUGCUAAGUCACUAACAGCUUAGUGUUUUCACAGUGUUUAAAAUGUCUUCACAGUGAUAACAUUAAGGUAAUACGUACCAACCCAGUCAUUACCUUUGUAUGUAUGAUAACGUAUUGCAUUCAUCAAUUUUGUGUUGUAAAGAUUUUUUUCCCAGUGGAUGCUACAUGGGCAUAAACAACCUGACCAGCUGUGUGUGUGUGUGUGUGUGUGUGUGUGUGUGUGUGUGUGAAAUCGGGAAGUUUCGAAAUUUGAACUAAAGCAGCUGUAGCUUUAGUGAACGAGGGUUCAUGGUAAAAUACAUGAGAUUAUUCAUUUACAGUGUGACUGCUUCUGUAACAUACAAUUUUUACAAGGUAAUAAUGGCCAGAAUCGAAGUAUCUCGUUAUAACAAUUUUAAUAGUUGGUGACUAUGUUGUUUCAUGUACCUACACAUGUAAUAAAAUGAAGAAAUCCCACAAUGGUAGUAACUGUUAAAGUGACACUAUGAAAGACUUAAAAAUGGGACUACACAGUAGACCAAUAAGUAAAUACCGAUGUAUAAAAAAUUUGACAGUGGCAUCACUAGAACUUUCAUCACAUUUAGGAUCAUUAUUUCUGCCAAAACCAUUUCACAUGCAGACUACAUUUCUACUUUAGUUGGUUUAAGAUUAUUGUCUACUGCUACAACUGCACAGUCUCCAUCACAUGGAGCCCAUCUUUUCUAAAAACAUCUAAGACUCAGACAGCGGUCUGGCCAUGAGGGCAGAACGGACUGUUGCCUUCUAUGGUCAGCUGUGACUUAACGGAGACCGGACAGGGUGCAGCGAUCUAUUUGUAGAAUAGUGCUCAUUGUAAGUAAGUUAGGUGUUUUGCAGUAAAUAUAAGUAAACGAAAGUCAAGCAAGUAGUUGCAUGAUAUAGUAAACAAGAAGACUAUGAUGACUUUCACUUUCUUUGCAAGGAAGACUGUUUCCUCAGUUAUUUCAUAUCUCUCCUGAACCAUGGGAACUGUUACAUAGGUUCAUUGAGUGGAAAAUCUUAUCUAGCUACAGUUGUGCAUAAUUAAUUGUCUUAUCAAAAUGUAGAAAGUGAAAAUAGACAUCUGAGAAUUUUAUUAAAUAUUUGCCAGAAUAAUAAUGUAUUAUUACUAUGUACAGGCCUACUCAGCAUAGGAAUAAUCACAAUCUGAAAUAUGCAUUUAUGCAAGUA
Molecule: messenger RNA, 2574 nt
Organism: Schistocerca nitens (vagrant locust)
Lineage: Eukaryota; Metazoa; Arthropoda; Insecta; Orthoptera; Acrididae
Product: MYG1 exonuclease
Exons: 3
Coding region: 273-1409 (378 amino acids)
Cellular component (GO): nucleus; cytoplasm
Source: RefSeq, a predicted model, not a curated record